AUGGCCUUCCUUAUGUUAUACCCCGCCGUAGCUGUACUCUCUCUUUUUGUACUAUUGGUGAUUAUAUUGAUACUCAGAUUUGGGUAUUUAUGCAAACUUCGGCACACUGCCUUUGCUGAGCAGGAGUUUUGGAAUGAGGAAGUAGCUUAUGAACAGAAAGUGUCUUAUGCCUAGUUUUAAGCUUUUAUACUAGAUCUUAUUUACAUAUAAGUCACCUAUUUGGAAGUAUUGCAUAUUAAUUUUAAAGCACAAAAAAAUUAAAUAGUAAUUGCAAUAUUUUAGCUCUAUUAAAAAGUAAAUUUACAAGAAUAUUAAGGAUAUCAAAAUAAAAUGGUUUUUUACUUGUAACACUAGAUGUUGAGAUGAUGAGACUUAUGUAAUUCAUCUAAACUUGAUCAGUACUUAACAUUCUAAUGCUUCCAGUAUGGAUCAACCUACAGAUUAAAGAAAUUUUUUAAAGCUGAUCAUUAAUUUUUUAUCCUCAUCACAAUUUAUUAUAGUUCUAGGUACAUACAUUAUUUUUACUUGUAAGGUUAGAUGAUCUUAUGUAAUUUCACUAUACUUCAUCAAUAUUUGACAUUAUGAUGUAUCCAGUAUCGACUUUAAAUAAAGAACUGAUUUAGAAUCUCAAAUUUAGAAUUACUCUGAGUAUCCAACUAUAAGAAACUCAACUAUAACAGUACAUUGGACAUAUAAUCAAGUUUCUUAUGGUUGUUUCUUGACAGUUAACUUUCAGAAACUACAGUGGUUAAUAAAAAAAAUAACUUUUAUGUAGACUAGAUUGAAUUUAUGCCGUCCAUUUAGCCUAGUUAUUAGUCGUAAAUGACGUAUAUGUUUCGUAACUGAAAUAUAAUUAUAUACAAAAUUGA
This is a messenger RNA of Galleria mellonella (greater wax moth), 869 nucleotides long. RefSeq lists its product as uncharacterized. Bases 1 to 174 code for a protein of 57 amino acids. Lineage: Eukaryota; Metazoa; Arthropoda; Insecta; Lepidoptera; Pyralidae. The transcript has a single exon. The record is from RefSeq and is a predicted model, not a curated record.